Messenger RNA from Trypanosoma cruzi, 1470 nucleotides. RefSeq lists its product as uncharacterized. Gene Ontology annotation, molecular function: protein binding. Bases 1 to 1470 code for a protein of 489 amino acids. The record is from RefSeq and is a predicted model, not a curated record. The transcript has a single exon. Lineage: Eukaryota; Euglenozoa; Kinetoplastea; Trypanosomatida; Trypanosomatidae.
AUGCUUUUUGCUGUGGAGUCGAGGCCCAGCACUGGUGCCGUGGAUAGCCUCACCACCGCGGACGAGCUCAACACGACUGGAAAUACACUCACUCAACUGCAGAACUUCUUCGAACAGCACACCUUCGACACAUGUGGGCCGUAUUCGGAUCUUUUUUCCGUCUUGCUCUCCUGUUGCAAACAUCUUGUCGACACGAAUCUACACCACCAUGCAGCUCUCUUAAAACAGCGACGAGAGGUCACUCGCCUGGCCUCCGAGACGGAGGCGCUGUAUGACGUGACGGCUCGCUGUCAGGAAGGUAUUCAUGAGCUGAAAUUGUCGUCGCUGGAGCCUCACUUCUUGGGGCAGAAGAAGAAAAGCCCAUUGCGGUCAGAAGUUGUCUCACCUCACGCAUCCCGUGAAAGGGAUGAAAAAAUCAUUUGGGAUCGAUUGGAGGAACUUCAUGGGCUUAUCCACGAAACUCGGACGGCCGUGGUUGAGUUGCGCCGCCGACAGAAAGAAAUUGAAGAGCGUUUACUUGAAGAACGCCGUCAGAAAGAGGAAGGAUGUGAACGAGUGCGACAUUUAGAGGAAAUUGUGGAUGGGAUGAUGCGUCGAAUCUCGGCACAUUCCGAGCGCGUUGACAGGGAAUUCGCAACGCUGAAGGAUCUUUUAGCCGCUGCCGCUUCUUCCUCCUGCCCAGUAGAGCAAUUCUCUGAAAUAAAGCAGUAUACCGACAAAAAAGUGGGAUCAUUGAGAAACGAGUUGUUUACGGCACUGCAGGAAACUUAUUUGGAAAACGACAUGAUUGACGCAAAGUUGCUAACUAGUCAAUCAUUCAAAGGCUGCGCACCUGUUGUGGCAUCAAAUGCGAUAAGGGUAAGGGACAGCAGUGAUGGUAAAACUGACGCACGUCAUGAUACUUUUGCCUCUGGCUCUCGCCGGCUUGUGCCACGAACGUCAAGGUCGAUUUUUACACGAAUAGAGGAGAUGGAAAGUCGGUUAGAAGCCAUUGAGGUGUAUGCGCCACAUCGCUGUGCCAUGGCCGCUCGUCCUCCCUUGCUGGGGGUUGAACUGCGCGAUGAGAAGGGCGUUGGGGUUCGUAUAGUCAAAGUCUUCCACGGUUUUGGCGGUGAAGCUGCUGGAAUGAUGCCAGGCGAUGUUGUGGUCGCCGUAAAUGGCCAAGAGGUGUUGACACGGGCAGAGAUGUACGCUGUCAUGACAGAAUUUGUUAGGGAACAUCAGUCUAGAUGCCGUCUCUUGAAGGAAUUGUACUUCAAACAGCACGUCCAGCUGAAAAAAAAACCCAGUGGUCUAAUGAGUACACACCAUGAUUCCAGUCUCCCCGUUAUUGGUGAAGAGGCGCGAACAAACUCCGACCUCGAUAGUUGCUGGGAAAUUCUGCGGUUGGAACUGAAGUUUCAUCUGAAACGUGGCGACCUUCUGUUCGAGGUGGGUGUUGUCGUUGAAGCCAAUGAAGACGGUAUUUAA